This is a messenger RNA of Punica granatum (pomegranate), 1781 nucleotides long. Lineage: Eukaryota; Viridiplantae; Streptophyta; Magnoliopsida; Myrtales; Lythraceae. The record is from RefSeq and is a predicted model, not a curated record.
GGACAGGCCUCCUUGGUGGCUUACAACACGUUAUUUCCUCUUUGUAGCCUUCCCGACUCCAAACCCCAAUCUCCGUCCCCUCUCCAUUCCGUUCCUGCGGAAACCCUAGAUUUGAGAAUUGCACCGAAUUAGGGCUCCAAAAUCUCGAGGGUCACAGAAUUCUGUGCAGGCUUGUGAGUGGUUUGGGGUUUUUUGAGCUGAGUUGAGUUGAGUUGAGAUGGCAUCUGUGUCCAGUCAGCCUCAGUUUCGUUACACCCAGCCUCCAUCGAAGGUGCUGCAUUUGAGAAAUUUGCCGUGGGAAUGCACGGAAGAAGAACUCAUCGAACUGGGGAAGCCAUUUGGGAAAGUUGUCAACACAAAGUGCAAUGUCGGAGCAAACAAGAAUCAAGCUUUUAUUGAAUUUGCUGAUUUGAAUCAAGCUAUUGCUAUGAUAUCAUAUUAUGCCUCAUCCUCGGAGCCUGCUCAAGUACGUGGAAAGACUGUCUACCUGCAAUAUUCUAAUAGGCAAGAGAUUGUCAAUAAUAAGACCACGGCUGAUGUUGCUGGAAACGUUCUGCUGGUAACAAUUGAAGGAAAUGAUGCACGCCUUGUCAGCAUUGACGUUUUACAUUUGGUGUUUUCAGCUUUUGGCUUCGUCCAUAAGAUCACUACUUUCGAAAAAACAGCUGGAUUUCAGGCCUUGGUGCAAUUUUCUGAUGCUGAAACUGCUUCUUCUGCAAAAAAUGCACUGGAUGGAAGAUGCAUCCCUAGCUAUUUGCUCCCCGAGCAAAUGGGACCGUGCACUCUCAGGAUCACAUACUCUGCGCAUACUGACCUGAGCGUGAAAUUCCAGAGCCACAGGAGCAGGGACUACACCAAUCCAUACCUACCUGUUGCUCAAUCAGCAAUAGAUGGCAGUGGUCAGUUGGCUGUUGGCGUCGAUGGGAAGAAACUAGAACCCGAGAGUAAUGUGCUUCUUGCGUCAAUUGAGAACAUGCAGUACGCAGUCACGUUGGAUGUUCUUCACAUGGUCUUUUCUGCUUUUGGGCCUGUACAGAAGAUUGCCAUGUUUGAUAAGAAUGGGGGAGUGCAGGCUCUGAUUCAGUAUCCUGAUAUUCAGACGGCUGUAGUGGCCAAGGAGUCCUUGGAGGGACACUGCAUUUACGAUGGCGGGUUCUGCAAGCUUCAUCUUUCAUAUUCACGCCACACUGAUCUCAGCAUCAAGGUUAACAAUGAUCGGAGUAGGGACUACACUUUACAGAACCCUGCAAUGGCAAAUACCCAGCCCUCCAUUCUUGGGCAGCAGCCUGGUCCAGCCACUUCUCAGUAUGGUGGGCCGGGGCAGUACCCUCCUGUCUCUGGACAGACGAUGAUGCAGCAGCCAACAGCGGGUUGGGGCCCAGUCCCCGGCGGUCCCCAGUCCAUGCCUAUGCAAAUGCAGAGCAACCCCUACAUGUCUCAGGCGCCCGGACCCUAUCAAAUGGGUCCUGGGAUGAUGCAAGGACCGAGUCCUGGUGGGUUACCCCCACAUCAUGCCACAGGGAGGCCUCCUUACGGUGGUCCAGGUCCAGCGCAAUAGCCAGCCGAUAGCUUCUUUUGUUAGGAAAUCGGGUGUCCCUCAAAGUUUGUGGAUCCCUCCCGAAAUUUUGGAUGUGAUGGGAUGAUGGAGCUUUUGCAUUUAUGGGACCUGCUGCUUGUUUUCGCUUUUGCUGGUUUGGGAAUUUGUAACACAUUAAUCACUUUGUGCCUAUGACAUUUCUGCCUUACUAAUUGAAAUCAGAUGCAUUUGAGUUUUUCCUUUA